Clonostachys rhizophaga is the source of this 846-nucleotide messenger RNA. Lineage: Eukaryota; Fungi; Ascomycota; Sordariomycetes; Hypocreales; Bionectriaceae. The record is from the annotation of a GenBank genome assembly.
AUGCCUUGCACAUCAUCGAUUGAAGCCCAAGCACAGGACAUCACGCCCAAGAAGGGUGUAACGUCCCUCACACACAUCCCUGACCCUGCCCACCUGGCAGGACUCCUCUACGCUGGCCAGAGCCACAUCCACGCCCGCGCCCAUGCUCACGAUGACCACGAGCACAUCAUCAUCAACCCCAUAGGCGACCAUGGCGUUGACCACUCUUUCCCAUCCACAGGGAUUCACACCCCCUUGACCGAGCAUGACGAUGAGGAGGCUGUCCUCAGCGACAUCGCUUCCGAGGAUGAGUCUGACCUGGAGAUCCCACCCACCACCCCAAUCAGCGAACGCCGCCACCGAAAUGCCACUUCUGUAUCCUCAGACGACUUCGAGUUCCCCAUCUUCUUGGGCCGACAAGAUGAAGAAGCUGUCUUGAGCGAUAUGCCAUCAAAGCGGGAAUCAAUGUUCGAGAUCCCACCGUCGUCGCCCAUUAGAGAGCGCCGCCACCGAAAUGCCACCUCUGUCUCGUCAGACGAUUUCGAGUUCCCCACCUUCCUUGGUCGACAAGACGAGACCAAGGUCCCCCGAUACGCUGUGCACACCAUCGAUGCACCAGUGAAUAAGGCGGUUGAGACCAAGAAGUCGGUCGACAACUCAUGCCCUAUCCUCGCCCCCAAGUGCCACCCAGUCAGCUUGUCCGGCCCCAUGAUGUCGUGGUGGCCGUCACCCGUCGAGGCCAUGGACUGUGGUUGGAUCGACGAGAGGCAACAAGCCGCUUGUAUGGAAGCAAGCCUAAUGCAGGCUUGGCUUCGCACGCCCAAGGAUAUACUAGACAACGAGUGGUCGGAAAGCUUCUAUGAAUAA